AGGGGAGCGAUGAGGACGAUGAGGACGAGGAUGGCGAAGAGUUGGGGGCUCGGGGCGGGAGUGCAGCUUUUCUCGUCGUCGUCGUCAUCGUCAUCGGCCGCGGGAGGGCGGGGCAAAAGCGCGAUGAGCGCGCUCGCAGCGUCGUCGGCCUGAGAGUACCAACGGGGGCCGUGGGGCAGCGCCGCGUCUGGCGGUGCGCGGGGCACUGAAAGGUUGGAAGGACGAUGUAGACGGCGGCCAGAAGCGUUGUGUCGAGACGCAGCGGCGAAUGGCGAGGGAUUGAGGCGCUGGGAGGGCAUUCGGAGGGCAUUCGGAGGCGGGGCUGCGGGAUUUCGGGAUCGAGGCGAGCGAUGGAGCCGAUGCGGGCGGUGCUCGCGGCCAAGUUUUGGAACGAGGAGGUGGAAUCGACGAGUUCUCUGCAUGCGGUCGUGCAUUCGGUGCCUUGCGAACCGCCCCCUCUCGGCCUCGUGCGCGGGAGCAGGUUGUCGCGGUCGCAACAGCUGCUUCUCAUCCAGCGAGUCUUCGGGGUGCCUUUCACCCCGUCCAUCGAGCCCCCCAAUGCCUGGAACAAAAAAUGUGGCGGUAUCGUUCUGGACCGCGUCAUUGCCAGUGCGGGCGGGCCGAAUUGGUGGGCUACAGUGACAGGGCGUGCCAGAGCGCAACGAUUCUGGUGGCUGGAGAAACAACGCGGAGAAAACAUAAACCAGACACCCGAGCCUUUGUCCCCUCAAGAAGAGGAGAAAUGGUGGCAUCGAGGAAAGCGUCUCUUGGACUCGUCCUUGUAUGCUCUUUCCACACGUUCACGUUUCAGGCUCAGCCCUCGCACCACCUUGAGUAUGAGCUCGGAGCUCGACUCUAUGACGGGAUUAUUUCCAGAAACUGAACAACCACCAGGUCGGGGACCCAAGCAAAACCCAUGGCGGGGCCGUGCUAGUCUUCGCCACAAGCGUGAACGACAUGACUGGAUUCUGGAAUCGGCCUGGCAUGAGCACUUCGUGGAUAGAGAAGCACGAUACUGGGAGGUACCCCAAGUCACAACUCUGGAUUUAGCCUCUGUAGGAUCCACGUCGGGCCUUCGUUAUAGACUGGGAUUGCACCAUAGUGCAGGGGCUCCAGUUGAGUGUCCCAAGAUAGAUGGGAGUGUUUUAGGAGGAGUCCCAGUCGGGGCAACGCCUGGACUUCGAGCCCAGGCUGCCAUAUCAAUGGAGAAAGAAAUGCAUGUGUGGAGGCCGAAAACAAUGUGCAGGAGACGCCAGAACAGAAGACCAUAUAAUUUACUGGCUGCUCGCCCGCAUGUUACUUUUUCAGGACUUGCUGGUGGUUUAGUCUGUGCAAAUUUGAAGAAGGGUCCCGAGGAGGUGACCUCACCCCCUGGUACACCUCGAAGCCCUCGACCUGCGACUUUGUCCCUCGGCCAGAACGCUGGUCCUUUGACGGCUGAUAUGUUCGUCUCACUAGGAAUCUCGGCACAAUAUGGUCUAUUUCAAAGGCCCUUUCUGGAUCAUACAAAAUUCAGUGCUCGGCUGGACAUUGGGGCAGCAUCAUCACUCCUGGCUGCCACCAGACACUCAGAGAACACUCCACCUUCCAGCGACACAAUCAAUGGGUGGAUUGAUAAGGGACUACCAACCGUCGCACUGAGUGUGCAGCAACAGUUGGUGGGACCAAUCCGCGCUCGUGUUGACUCCAGAUUCUCACUCGAUCCAGCAACCCUCGCAUCUCACCAGCGGCCGCACUUGCAAGAAGUAACUUAUGGGAUUGAUUGCGCUUUGGAGUCACUGGGUGCAGCCAAGCUCGUGGUCUGGUAUUCCCCUUCGAGGCGCGAGGGUAUGGCCGAGCUUCGAAUAUUAGAAAGAUGAUUGAAUUUCAGAUUCCUCCUGUAACGCCAAAAUGCAGGUUGAGAGGGGCAGAUGUGAAGCUGCUGGUAAAGCCGAGGUCAUGCAAGUUUACCCCUUGUCUCCAUUAAAAGAGUCAUCCCUUAGUCUGAAGGUACCUGCGUACCUAGAUACAACAUGGGCACUCAAUGCCUUCUACAAGCUGGAAUCUUGUGUUUUCAAGAAAACUCUCUCUACUUCACCACAGGUUACAAAACCUCCUAGGCCUAGGUUAUGAACGGAAAGUGGAGAUGUGACUACGAAGUGUCCACAAUUUUUUGAGAAACCCUUGUUCUGAGAAACUUUGCCAAAACGUUGGAGCAGUACGUGCCAAUUCAGCUUGCUAAAGGCCUGACUUCAGCGCCUUGUAAAGGGUGAUCUUUGUACUGCUGCUGGCCAUCUGCCUGAGGGUUACGUACCCGGCGAUGCAGUCGGCCAGGUACGUAUAUGAACUCGAGCAGCUGGAGUGUGAACUUUAGAUUUCUCAUGGAUAGUAACAGCCAGCAGAUAGGCUUCAUCUGUUAGCUUGUGAGCUAUUGCCAGUUCUCGGCACUAACUUGCGUGCCCGUCCGUUGCAUGUACAUGUCGACAAAUUUUUUUUUGUUGACAGUGAUGGCUAUUAUAUCGUGUAAAGUCAUCUUCACAUUAUUCCUGGUCUAUUGGAACA
This is a messenger RNA of Marchantia polymorpha subsp. ruderalis, 2541 nucleotides long. NCBI's taxonomy places the organism in Eukaryota, Viridiplantae, Streptophyta, Marchantiopsida, Marchantiales, Marchantiaceae. The record is from the annotation of a GenBank genome assembly.